AUGGAAGGAUUAUCAAUAGGAAGUUCUAAUAAUUUAAGAAAAGAAAUACUUAUCACCUCGACACCAUUUACUAAUCAAGGUGGUAAAGAACGCCUUAGAUGGAAGCAUUUAUCCCCUCGUUUUAACUGGAAGCGAAGACUUAAUGGCAGUCUUGGCCGAUUUACCCCUAACAAUCAGGCUCAAGGCGACAAGGCGUUGGAUUAUUCUCCCAAAGCUACAAUCAAAGCCCAGACUGAAGCAAAAUCGAUCACUUUUAUUACUAUCCCUGAUAGCAAUAGUGAUGAAGAAUGUAAAGAUAAUAGUCAAAACAGGACGCCAUUUACUAGUCUAGGCGAAAAAGAAGACUGUAGAAGGAAAGAUUCAUCCUAUUUUGUUAAGAGCAAGCGAAGAAGGCUUAAUAAUAAUUUUAACCGAUCUCCUACCUCUGGCAAUCAGGUUCAAGGGAAUAGCGCGUUCAAUUAUUCUCCCAAAGCUACAAUUAAUGCCCAGACUGCAGCAAAAUCGAUCACUUAUAUCACUAUCAGUGAUAACAGUAGCGAUGAAGAGUGCAAAAAUAAUAAUCAGAAUCCGUCAAAUCGUGCAUUAAUUAAGGCUAAAAAAGAGUGCAAACGAUCAGAUAAUGCCAAAAAAUAUGAACAGUUGACGUCAGGCAUACCAAACGAUACUUUUCUAAAUCAAAGGCUAGAUUGGCAGGCUAUAGAAAUAUAA
This is a messenger RNA of Trichoplax adhaerens, 708 nucleotides long. RefSeq lists its product as uncharacterized. The record is from RefSeq and is a predicted model, not a curated record. Bases 1 to 708 code for a protein of 235 amino acids. The transcript has 3 exons. Lineage: Eukaryota; Metazoa; Placozoa; Uniplacotomia; Trichoplacea; Trichoplacidae.